This is a messenger RNA of Rotaria sp. Silwood2, 201 nucleotides long. The record is from the annotation of a GenBank genome assembly. NCBI's taxonomy places the organism in Eukaryota, Metazoa, Rotifera, Eurotatoria, Philodinida, Philodinidae.
AUGUAUGUACAUAAAUAUUUAUUCUAUGAAAAAGAUUUACAAUGUAUAGAAUCAUUAUCAUUGAUACAAUCGAAACAACUUAUUGAUAUAAUUCAUUAUUUAUAUGAUUGUCGUGUUAUUCAUCGUGAUAGUAAUCCUAUAAAAUUAAUUGAUUUCGGUUUUGCAUUUGCAUUUAAUAUGGAUAACAAGGGGGCAGCAUAG